Messenger RNA from Trichoderma breve, 1113 nucleotides. RefSeq names its product phosphorylase superfamily domain-containing protein. Gene Ontology annotation, biological process: nucleoside metabolic process. The transcript has a single exon. The record is from RefSeq and is a predicted model, not a curated record. Bases 1 to 1113 code for a protein of 370 amino acids. Gene Ontology annotation, molecular function: catalytic activity. Lineage: Eukaryota; Fungi; Ascomycota; Sordariomycetes; Hypocreales; Hypocreaceae.
AUGGACACCAACAGCUCCAGAUCGCGCAAGAGAACUCGGCCCAACGAUAAUGAUGGCGUUUCAUUGGCGCAAGUUUUCAAACGACCGAGGAUCGAAGAAAGCCCCGUCAAAUUACAAAAUGAGAGCUACACAAUCGCCUGGAUUUGCGCCCUCCCCAUCGAAAUGGCCGCUGCCAAUGCAAUGCUCGACAGAGUUCAUCCAAGCCUGCCGUCAAAUGCGAAGGAUUCCAACUCAUACAUAUUGGGGAAUGUUGGUCGCCACAAUAUUGUGGUGGCGUGUCUACCAGCAAAUCACUAUGGCACAAACUCUGCAGCAGUCGUGGCCAACAACUUGAUCCGCACAUUUCCCUCUAUUGGCAUCGGCUUGAUGGUGGGAAUCGGCGGCGGAGUGCCUGGUAGUGUCGAUGUGCGCCUUGGUGAUGUCGUCGUCGGUUACAAUGUGGUCCAGCACGACCUUGGUAAAGUCAUUCAAGGCUUUCGAGUUCAUCGAACCGGAACACCAAAAAGUCCUCCUUCCAGCCUCUUGACCGCUGUCUCGAAACUAAGAGCAAUUCACGAGUCCAAUUCAAGCAGAGUUCCAGAUUUCCUUCAACAAAUGAUCUUAAAGUAUCCGAAAAUGACGAAAUAUACUUAUCCGAGCUCAUCACAAGAUCGACUCUUUCUCGCUACCUACUCUCACAGCCCAGAAAGGGCUAACUGCGAUAGCUGUGAUACGUCCAUGUUGGUCUACCGUCUUCCUCGAAUGGACAAUCACCCAGUCAUUCACUACGGUAACGUUGCCUCUGGCAACCAGGUGAUGAAAGACGCAUUCUCUCGAGAUGAAAUCGCCCAGGAGCUAAAUGUCAUAUGCUUCGAAAUGGAAGCAGCUGGUCUAGUCGACGCUUUACCAUGCCUGGUAAUCCGAGGAAUCUGUGACUACUCAGAUUCCCACAAGAAUAAGCAAUGGCAAGAGUACGCAGCAGCAACCGCGGCAGCUUACGCCAAGGAAUUAUUGAUUGAAGCCGUACCAGAGGCCGUGAGAGAGCCACGCUUGAAGUCAAGUAGCUCAUGUUUAGUUGGUACAACAAACUCUUUUGUGUGCGCUUGGCAACUUGUACUCACCAGGAGCGUAUAG